AUGAAGUUUGGAAAAAAUAUUAGGAGGGAAAUGCAUAAUCAUGCGAAUAUGCAUUAUUUAAAUUAUAAACUUUUAAAAAAGUUGAUAAAGAAUAUUAAUAAUAGCACAAAUGAAAAAGAUAUAAAAAAAGCUAAACAAUUUAAUGAAGAAUUUGAAAAUGUAUUACAUUAUGAUUUAAAAAUAAUAGAACAAACUUUUCAAAAUUUAUUUAAAGAAAUAAUGAAUAUAAAAAAGGAAAUUGAAAAGAAUUUUUCAGUAGGAAUGAUAGAUGAAGAUAUGAAGAUACAUAAAAAGAAUAUUUCUUUUGAUAAGUUAUUAAAUAUAUUAAAAGAGAAAAACGUAUCGAAAGAAUUUUUCGAUUUCUGUGUACAAUUAAGUUUAUUAUCAAACAAAUGUAAAAUAAUAAGGACAUAUGUUAUAUAUAAUUACAUUGGAUUAAUUAAAAUAUUAAAAAAAAAAAAGAAGCAUUGUAGCAAUAUUUUUCAAAAUAUAGGAAUAUCAGACAUUAUAUCCUUGUAUUCUUGGUGUUUGUCAGACGAGUUACCAAAACUUAUUUCAUCAGUCAAUAUUAUAUCAGAUGAAUUUAUGCAAAAAUUUAGUAGUUCAUCUGUUACAAUAGAAAAAUAUAUUUGCCCAAUUUGCUUAUGUUUAAUUCAUGAUCCCGUAACAUUAAAUUCGUGCUUUCAUUCAUUUUGUUGGAGAUGCUUAGCUACAGCUAUUCAAAAAUAUUCCAUUGAUAAUUGCCCUUCAUGUAGAACAAAAAUUGUUUAUGAUAAAAAUUCAUUUAAAAUAGAUGGAAUAUUAAGCCAGUUUUUAGAAAAACAUUUCGUAAAUAUAGAAGAUAAUCAAGAAAGAGAAGAAGAAAAAGAAAAAGAAAAAGAAAAUAAAAAUCAAAAUGUAAAUGAAAAUAAUUUCACAUCAGAAUAUUAUUGUUGCUAUGAAAAUGAGGUAUGCACAUUAAAUGAUAAUUACAGUGAGGAGAAAGAUUAUUAUGAUGAAAAUAGUGGAGAAAAAAAUAAUAAAAUACAUUUAAAAAAAGAAGAUUUAUUUAAAAAAAAAUUGAAAAAAACUAAUGAUAAAAUAAUAAAAAGUAGUGUAUUUAAUUAUGAUCUAUUAAAAAAAAAAGAACAUAGUAGCAGCUCAUCAAACGAUGGUAGUUGUUAUUUAGAGGAAAGAGAAGAUUCUUUUAUUAAUAAUGAAAGGGUAGAAGAUUAUUAUUCCAUUGAAAACAACUUCAUUAAUUUAAAAUAUAAUGGUGACCUAAUUGAUAAUUUUGAAAAUUUAAACAAGUAUUUAUCUGUUUUAAAUAAAAACGAUUUAAACAUAAUAGAUGACAAAGAAAAAGAAAGCGAUUACAGUGACGAAUUUCAUAAUGAUAUUACUCAGAAAAAAGAUCAUAACAAUUUAAAAAUUAAGAAUGAAGAUAACUACAAUAUUAUAAAUAAGGUAAUUAGUUAUACUCUUAGUUAA
Messenger RNA from Plasmodium relictum, 1470 nucleotides. RefSeq names its product RING zinc finger protein, putative. Bases 1 to 1470 code for a protein of 489 amino acids. Lineage: Eukaryota; Apicomplexa; Aconoidasida; Haemosporida; Plasmodiidae. The record is from RefSeq and is a predicted model, not a curated record. The transcript has a single exon. Gene Ontology annotation, molecular function: metal ion binding.